Messenger RNA from Gymnodraco acuticeps, 1776 nucleotides. RefSeq lists its product as uncharacterized. The record is from RefSeq and is a predicted model, not a curated record. The transcript has 3 exons. Lineage: Eukaryota; Metazoa; Chordata; Actinopteri; Perciformes; Bathydraconidae. Bases 437 to 1453 code for a protein of 338 amino acids.
CUUUUCCUUCACUGCAACUGAACAAGGAAAUGCUGUCUAUUUGAACUGAAGAAGGCCUCAGGCUCGAAAAGGACAUUCCCAGAACAAAUGACCAUAUCUUCACUUCUAAAAAGGGGAUGGUGAAGAUAUCACUUGGAGCUGUGUAGCUCUGCUCCUUGCCCUGACAUCUCUGUCGGCUGUACAGAAAGAGCUCGAUUCAAUCAGUGAUUUGAAGAAAAUCAACUUUGACCAAUCUGUGCCCAAGCACAGUCUUCUGCUGCUCCACUGGUUUGCCAACACAGUUACCAUCGAUGAGGAUGAUGUCAUAGAGCUGACCUUUGACCCAGACAGUGGAGAUUAUGGCUCACAUCAUUAUGGCAACUUUGAGGGGCUGCUGGACCCACUGCCUCGGGGAAAUCAAUACAGGUACUACACUAUUGGAAAUCUACAUCAGGAAAUGUCCAUUCCACUUCCUCCUUAUGUUGUCGACCCCCCAGGAGAGUAUGUGGGAAGAAACAUGGACAGGAUCGUUAUUAGUGUCAGGGAGCCAAACUCAGGACGGCAACUUUGGCCAAUAAUAGACCAAGUGUAUAUCACACAGCAUAUUCCACAUCAGGGGGAAUAUGAUCCAGAUCAUACCUACAGCAUCACCACUAACCUCCUGAGAGAGAUCAGAGAGUUUUCUGUGGGAGAAAAUCAUCAGCCACUGAUGCCUCUCAGAAACCGCUUUGGAAGCAACGCUGAUCAUUUGGACAUUGUAAACACAUGGGGUGAACUUGCAUGCCUUGGACUGCUGUUGUAUAUUGUGAUCCAGGAAAAGCACUCCUCUAAGCAACAGAACAACCGAUCAAAAAUCUACAACAAACCAGAAGACAACAUCAGAGCUGAAAGCAACCAUACACCACAAAUCAAACCUACACCACAAAAACGCGUAAAACAAAUUGCCUAUACAUCACAAAUAAUCCCUACACCACAAAGCAUCCUUACACCACAAAUAAUCCCUACACCACAAAGCAUCCAUAGACCACAAAUAAUCCAUACACCACAGAGCAUCCAUACACCACAAAGCAUCCAUACACCACAAAGCAUCCAUACACCACAAAGCAUCCAUACACCACAAAAGUGCCUAAAGCAAAAGGACCCUAAACCACAAAACAACGAUACACCAGAGAACAAACCCAUCCCACAAAAUGUCUACAUUUUAGGAAACAGACAAAAUAAUAAGGCUGAUGACGACGCUUUUGUAAUCUGCAUUAUGUUUGUAUUUUUUGUAUACUUGUUAUUUAAACAUGCAUUUUAUUUUUUUAUUUUUCAUUUCAAUAUUUUUUUAUUUUUCAGAAGUUACAGGGUGAGACAAUACCAACACAUUAACGGCAAAACAUGUAAUAAAACCAAAACAGACGAGGAGAAAAAACUAAUAAAUUGGGAAUUUAGAUUACAAUUAAUUAGCGAGAGUAAAAAAUGCAUUAUCUAAAACAAGCAAUGAUUUUAAAAACCCUUCAGUAAAAGGGUUGUUUUGUUAUUUGCUUUGCCUCAAAAUAUUUGAUUUGGUGGUCUCUCUUUGUAAAACAUGUAUACAGUAGUUAAGAAUGAGAUAAUGGGUUGGUAUGACAUGCUUUUGAUGAAAGGCUAAAUCUUUAUCUUUAUUCAUGGAACAAUGUCAUGCUCCAGCAUGUAUUCAAAAAGGCACAGGUGAGCCUAUUCAGCUGUCAACCCUCCCAUACCAACAAUCACUAACCCUGAACAGUGAAAGGCAGGAGUGUAUUUUAAUUGAGAGAUUUUUCUGUAAUGUUUGAA